UCACAUUGAGGCUGUUACAAAAUAUUCGAAGUUGUGUAUAUUCGAAGUUGUGUAUUAUUUUUAGUACAAAGUGAUAAAGCAACAUUUUCAUGCUGAGAUCUUUAGAAAAAACCACUUCAGGAACCCAAAAAAGAAAAUUGGAGUUUAUUCAAUAAAAAAUGGUUAUCACUUUACUGUAUUCGCUGCUAUUAUGCAUCUUUCUCAUAUUACUGUGCCAUUAUCUGAUUCAUCAUGGAAGAUUUUGGCAACUUAUCGAUCAAAUACCAGGACCACCGGCGCUUCCAUUAAUCGGCAAUACUCUUUUAUGGUGCACCAGUUCAUUAGAAGAUAUGUUGAACACACUGGAAAAAUUAAAUAAGGAAUAUAAGAAUAUUUUUAAGGGGUGGAGUUUUACUAUUGGAGCUGUUUUUAUUACUAAUCCUGAUGACGCACAGACAAUAUUAACCAACCCAAAAGAGCAUAUUGGAAAAGGGUUUAUAUACACAUUACUAAAUCCUUGGUUGGGAACUGGUCUACUUACUAGUGACGGUAACGUAAUAGAUAUAACAUAA
Molecule: messenger RNA, 551 nt
Organism: Linepithema humile (Argentine ant)
Lineage: Eukaryota; Metazoa; Arthropoda; Insecta; Hymenoptera; Formicidae
Source: RefSeq, a predicted model, not a curated record